This is a messenger RNA of Calidris pugnax (ruff), 1732 nucleotides long. RefSeq names its product ALG3, alpha-1,3- mannosyltransferase (gene ALG3). Gene Ontology annotation, molecular function: dol-P-Man:Man(5)GlcNAc(2)-PP-Dol alpha-1,3-mannosyltransferase activity. Bases 228 to 1349 code for a protein of 373 amino acids. Lineage: Eukaryota; Metazoa; Chordata; Aves; Charadriiformes; Scolopacidae. The transcript has 9 exons. Gene Ontology annotation, cellular component: endoplasmic reticulum. The record is from RefSeq and is a predicted model, not a curated record.
CCUGGCCGGGAUGGCGGGGGGUGGGCCCUACCCCGGGGGCAGCUUGUCCCCCGUCCGGGCAGCCCCGAGGGGCUCCCCCUGGAGCGGUGCCGCGGGGGGGGGUGACCCCCGCAGGUGACAGGGCCACCCCCUGUGGGUGACAGCAUCCCCCGCCCGGGGCGGCAGCAGCGGACACGGGAAGGGGCCGGAGCCUCAGCGGGGACACCGAGAUCGACUGGAAGGCCUACAUGGAGGAGGUGGAGGGGUUUGCCAACGGGACCCUCGACUACACCCAGCUGAAGGGGGACACCGGGCCGCUGGUCUACCCCGCCGGCUUCGUCUACAUCUUCCUGGGCCUGUACUAUGCCACGGGCCGCGGCGCCGACAUCCGCCUGGCCCAGUACCUUUUCGCCGGCCUCUACCUCCUCAACCUCCUCCUCGUCUUCCGCAUCUACUGCCGAACCAACAAGGUCCCCCCAUAUGUUUUCUUCUUCAUGUGCUGUGCCUCCUACCGCAUCCACUCCAUCUUUGUCCUGCGGCUCUUUAACGACCCCGUCGCCAUGGCCAUCCUCUUCCUGGCCAUCAACCUCUUCCUGGAGGAGCGCUGGUCCUGGGGCUGCCUUCUCUUCAGCCUGGCCGUGUCCGUGAAGAUGAACAUCCUGCUCUUCGCACCCGGGCUUCUCUUCCUGCUCCUCCAGCGGUUCGGUCUCCGGGGCUGCAUCCCCAAGCUCUGCAUCUGUGCCCUGCUCCAGGUGGUCCUGGGGCUGCCCUUCCUGCUGGUGAACCCCCUGGGGUACCUGACACGCUCCUUCGACCUGGGCCGCCAGUUCCAGUUCAAGUGGACGGUGAACUGGCGCUUCCUUCCAGAAGAGGUGUUCCAGAGUCGGGCUUUCCAUGUGGGGCUGCUCCUGGCCCACCUGGCUGGCCUGGGGCUGUUUGCGCUGCACCGGUGGCACAGGUCCAAAGAGAGCAUCCUGGCUCUGCUGAAGGAUCCUGCCAAAAGGAAACACCCGUCCCCUCCCCUGACCGUCAACAAGAUCGUCUUUGUCCUCUUCUCCUCCAAUUUCCUGGGCGUCUGCUGCAGCCGCUCCCUGCACUACCAGUUCUACGUCUGGUACUUCCACACCCUGCCCUACUUGCUCUGGUGCACCCCCACCGCCAAGCUCGCCCACAUGCCCAAGGUGCUGCUGCUGGGAGUGAUCGAGCUCUGCUGGAACACUUACCCCUCCACCGUCUGCAGCUCCCUUUCCCUGCACAUCUGCCAUGGACUUGUCCUGCUCCAGCUCUGGUAUGGCACGGCCCCUCCACUGGCCCCACAAACCCCCCCGCCCGGCAGGAAGCCCCCAGCCCUCUCCAAGAAGGCCCAGUGAGACCGUGGCCGGCCGGACGAUGGGAACUGGCCUCUGGGACUGCUCCUUCUGCCCACUCUUCCCCCGCUGCCCCCAGCCACCCCGGGAGGGCCCUGAGUCCCAGAACUGCAAAGGGGGCAGCGUGGGGACCCCCCUGUGGGCAGGACUUCCCCAAUAAAGGGGGCUUCACGUGCCCUUCCCCAGCCACAGUGUCCUCAUGCUGUGAUGGCAUCAGGACAGCUGUGCCUCCACCUGCCCCACCUCGGGGGAACCAGAGGGGCCCCCAGGGCUGUGGGAGCUCCUUCCCAGCCCCACAGAGUGCUGCCCAGGGGCUCCCUUCCCAGCCCCACAGAGGAGGGGCGCAACCUCUGGGGUGAGGUUAAGACAGAGGAUCUGCAAAACCA